GUCGAUUGAUUGCCGUUCGUUCGAUUGCGAGGUAGUACCACUAGCUAGUUACGUGGUUGCCAAUUGAAGGUUUGGAACUUGUGUUUUUUUUUGGAGGAUUAUCCUUUGAUACUAGCAUCUCAGGCGAGCUGUUCUUUUUUUUUCUUUUUUUUUGAGAGAGAGCGAGCUGUUCUAGUUUUUGGGGAGGAUUGUCGUUUCAUACUAGCAUGUCACGCCAGCUGUUUUAAUUUGGGGCUACGCUGUGUAGGUAACUGUGCUAAGGCUAAUCCCAGUGCAAAAUUUCAAUACACGAUUACCAAGAGUGACAUAUCAUCAAAAGACUUUUGAAACUAUAGAUGAAAUGGGCCUUCCCAAUGCAUAGUUUCAUUUCACGAUUUCAGGCGAGCCAUUGCAUUCAAUUUCUAUGAACGUGAUUGGGUGAAAUCAGAUAAGAUGAAAUUCUCUAGCCCCCAAUGCUAGUUUCAUCAAGUUUCAUAGUCUUGGUAGCAUUGUAACCCAAGUUUCAUCUAGAUGAAACUCAUUUCUUCUCUCUCUUCAUAAAUUUCUUGCCAUAUCAUCAUUUUUGCUUAUGUGGCACCUCAUUUAACGUGCAUGAAACCUCUAUGAAACUUUGCACUGGGAUUAGCCUAAGCAUUUACCUUUCCUCUCGGUGAUCCCUUUUGUUGAAAUUAAUCUAACCAAUUAUGCGUUUAUCUGCCCAUUACUUAUUACUGUCAUGCACCAUAAUUCCUAUCUCGCAAGUUUUAUGGUGAGUAAAUGUGUUACUCUCUAUCUAAAAAGGAAAGUGUUACUGUUGUGCACUGGUGUGGUGGAGCUUGAACAUGAUUUAGUUCUUGCACUAGUAGGUGACCAGCUUCUGUUCAUAGCUUAGGAGGCCGCCGCCGGUCUCACCUGCCUUGCGGGACUGAAGCAUGCGUGGCAUUUGGAAGAUUAAUCGGAUCCGUUCGGUUGUCAUGAGUAAUGAGUUGAAAAAAUUCUGAUAACAGCACCUUUUUGCGUUAAGUCAUGCACGAUUUGGGAUUUGGCACAUUUGGGUGACCAUGCCAUAUGCUGUUGUUUGUUUACAGUAUUAUUAUUAGUAUUUCACGGUUCACGCUUGCAAGUGAAAUUGGUCCUUUCCUAGUUAUAUUUGGCUCUCUUGUUAUGCUUACACAGGCUCCAAGUGCUGCAUUUUUUUUCAUCAUAAUGCAUCUUUAAAAAAAAAGAUUAUGGCAUAAAAAACAUUAUCCCAGAAGCUACAUUUCUUCACCAUGCACCUUACACUAUAAUUUUCUAUGGCAUUCAGGAUUGCUAAACCCAUAUCAGUCUUUCAACAGAUGGCGAGCGCCUUGACAGGGGUGAUGACAUCUGUCAUCAGCAAGCUUACAGUGCUGCUUGGACAGGAGUACACAAAGCUGACAGGUGUCCACAGAGAGGUGAACUUUAUGAAGGAUGAGCUGAGCAGCAUAAACGCCCUCCUUCAGAGGCUAGCAGAGGUGGACAGUGACCUUGAUGUGCAGACAAAGGAGUGGAGGCGGCAAGUGCAGGAGAUGUCUUAUGACAUAGAGGAUUGUAUCGACGACUUUAUGCAUCGCAUUGGCCACAAUGGCAUGGCUGAUUCUGCAGGGCUAGUCAGUAAGGUGGUUCAACAGCUUAAGUCACUGAGAGCGCGCCAUCAAAUCGCCAGCCGAAUCCAGGAUCUCAAGGCACGUGUUGAAGAUGCUAGCAAGCGCCGCAUGAGGUACAAGCUUGAUGAGUGUGCCUUCCAAUCUAGGACCACGACUUCCAUCGAUCCUCGUUUGCCUUCACUCUAUGCUGAGCCGGAAGGGCUUGUCGGUAUUGACAAGCCGAGGGAUGAUCUUGUAAGGCUGCUAAUGCAGGGGGAGGAAGCAUCAGUGCAGAAACUGAAGGUGAUAUCUGUUGUGGGGCCUGGGGGUCUUGGUAAAACCACACUCGCAAAUGAGGUUUACCAUAAACUGGAAGGCCAGUUCCAGUGUCGAGCUUUUGUUUCUCUGUCACAGCAACCUGAUGUAAAGAAGAUAUUGAGAAACAUACUCUAUCAAGUCAGCCAGAUGGAGUAUGAUAACAUGAAAAUAUGGGAUGAGGAGAAAUUCAUUAAUGCAAUCCGAGAUUUCCUACGGAGAAAAAGGUACUUAAUUGUUAUUGAUGAUAUAUGGAGUACUCAAGCUUGGAAGGCUAUUAAAUGUGCUUUGUAUGAGAACAAUUGUGGAAGCAGAAUUAUGACGACAACCCGCAUUGUUUCUAUAGCCAAGUCAUGUUGCUUUCCCCACCAUGACCAUGUCUAUGAAAUAAUGCCUCUCAGUGCACAUAACUCUAAAAGUCUACUUGCCAAGCGCAUCUUUGGCUCAGAAGAUACAUGCCCUCCUCAAUUGGAAGAAAUUUCCAUCAAAAUUUUGGGAAAAUGUAAGGGUGUGCCAUUGGCCAUUGUUACAAUAGCUAGCGUAUUAGCUAAUAAAGCCAGCACGAAAGAAGAAUGGGACAGCGUGCAUAACUCAAUUGGUUCAACACUGGAAAAGGAUCCUGAUGUGGAAGAAAUGAGAAAGAUAUUAUCCCUUAGCUACGAUGAGCUCCCCCAUCAUUUGAAGACAUGUUUAUUAUAUCUAAGUAUAUUUCCAGAAGAUUAUGAGAUUGACAUGGAUCAGGUUGUGGGAAGGUGGAUCGCUGAAGGAUUCAUUAAUACAGGUGGUGGACAAGAUUUGGAGGAAAUUGGAAAGUGCCAUUUUAAUGAUCUUAUUAACAGAAGCAUGAUUCUGCCAGUAAAGAUUAAAUAUGAUGGUCAAGUUGUUUCAUGCCGGGUCCAUGAUAUGAUUCUUGAUCUCCUUAUAUCCAAGUCAAUUGAAGAAAACUUUGCCACUUUUAUUGGUGGAAAAAAUCAGAAACUAGUGCUUCAAGGUAAGGCCCGCCGUCUGUCUCUCAACUAUUAUUUCUAUGAGGACGCCUUGGUUCCGUCAACAACGAUCAUUUCCCAAUGCCGAUCACUCAGUAUGUUCGGGUAUUCUGAACAGAUGCCUUCUCUUUCAAAAUUUCGAGCUCUUCGUGUACUUGGUAUAGAAAAUGGUGAGGAGAUGGAACAGAAGUAUUUUGAGCAAAUAGGGGCGCUUCAUCAGUUGAAAUACUUGCGGCUCAAUCUAAGAAGCAUCACUUCACUACCUGAACAGCUAGGAGAACUACAACAUUUGCGGACAUUGGACCUUGGAGAGACUAAGAUUAAAAAAUUGCCUAAAAGUAUUGUUCAACUGCAAAAUUUAACAUGCUUGCGCAUCAAUAAUCUGGAAUUACCUGAAGAAAUUGGGAAUUUGCAUGCUCUGCAGGAGCUAUCGGUUAUCAAAAUCAACCAAAAUAGCUUAGCCUCUUCUUUGCUGGGGCUUGGAAGUCUAAUUAAUCUAAGGAUCCUUGGGCUAUGCUGGUGCAUUGUCAACACACACCCUGAUAGCAAAGCUUUUGUUGACAACUUGCUCUCAUCACUCCGCAAACUUGUCAGAGUCAACCUUCGCUGUCUGUACAUUCAGAGUUAUUAUGGCUAUUCCAUAGAAUUUUUGUUGGAUUCUUGGUUCCCCAUCCCUCAUCUCCUCCAAACGUUUGCCAUGGGCAUGGAGUACUACUUUCCCAGGAUUCCAUUUUGGAUUGCAUCACUUGAUAACCUCACCUACCUAGACAUCAAUAUUGAUCCACUAGGACAAAAGGCACUGGAUGUUCUAGGAAAUUUGCCUUCUUUGCUGUAUCUCAGGGUGACAUCAAAAGCAACAGCCUGCAAGGAAAAGCUCAUCAUAAGCACCAGCAUGUUCUUAUGCCUGAAGGAGUUCCACUUCACCUGCUGGAGCAGUGGGGUUCAUCUGAUGUUUGAAGCAGGGGCCAUGAUGAAGCUUGAGAAGCUGAGGAUUCCAUAUGCAAGUGCUGAUCUUUAUUUCGGGUUCCAGCACCUCUCUUCCCUUAAGCAUCUUGUAGCUGAGAUCAAUUGCAGUGGCAUGACGGCUCAGGAAGUGCAGGCAUUGGAGGAAUCUAUCAGAAGUGCCAUUGAUCUUCCAAACCGUCCCACCCUUGAAGUUCAAACAUGGUAAACUAUACAGCUGAACACAAGCUUGAUUAGUAUUCUCAUCAUAUAUACAAUGGGUUCUGUUUUAUGAAGGCCUACAUCAGAGAUUUGACAUUCUAGGUCAAGGUUCUUUCCGUAGAUCACAAUCAAUAAGAAAAAUAUCACAAUACCAAUUGGGGAACAAUGAAUAAGCCAAAACAAUUUGGAGAUCUGUGAAUGAAGAUGAGAGUAUGUGCAUCAAGUUACUCGCAAUGAAAUACGUUGAUGGAGUUGGCUUCUUUCAGUUUGAAUACUAGGAAUCAUCACAACUAUUGCAGUGGCAGGGAGAACAAUGUGGAUUGGUACCAGAUGAAUAGAACAUUAGAACUUGCCAGGUGAUUAGUGGGAGAGAGCAUAGGGUUUGGCAUGAUGCCUGGAGAGUUGAUUGCCCCUUGAAAAUUGAUAUCCAGAUUUAUUUUUGCUGAAUGCUAGUUGGAGUUAGUGUUUGUGCAGAAGUUAUAGCCAUGGCUUUACUUCUAGGUGCAUAAGCAUUGCUGCGCAGACUGUUGCAAGAACUAGAAUGCAAGCUGGCCGCUGCAGCAAGUUACAGUGCUUUCAAAAUCAGGACCAGAUGCCUUUGAUCUAAAAGGAGUGGGAUGAAGAAAAGCUCGCAAAGGAGGAAAGCUGGGCUGAAGAGACACACGCAAACGGCCGAAAUUCAUGUGUACGCAAACAUUCCGUUUGGUGGUUGUCUAAGUUCUUUUUUUAUUUCUCUUUGGAUUCAUAGCUUUCAAUUUUCUUUUCUUACAUAUAUUGGUUACAAUACAAAGCUGAACUAUGUCUGGUCAGUGUUGUCCAGCAGGGGAAUUAUGCAUUGCCCAUCUGUGCCACGUGGGAUUGCCCCCAAUUUUCUGACAAAGUUCACUAAUCUUUCUCUAAAAAACAUAAAACCGUUAGGAGGGUUGCCAAAUUUAUAUUAAUAUAGAAGAAGUUCAGAAA
Messenger RNA from Panicum virgatum (switchgrass), 5011 nucleotides. Its product is annotated as disease resistance protein RGA5-like. NCBI's taxonomy places the organism in Eukaryota, Viridiplantae, Streptophyta, Magnoliopsida, Poales, Poaceae. The transcript is spliced from 2 exons. Bases 1275 to 4058 code for a protein of 927 amino acids. Gene Ontology annotation, biological process: defense response to other organism. Gene Ontology annotation, molecular function: ADP binding. The record is from RefSeq and is a predicted model, not a curated record.